Molecule: messenger RNA, 1689 nt
Organism: Angiostrongylus costaricensis
Lineage: Eukaryota; Metazoa; Nematoda; Chromadorea; Rhabditida; Metastrongylidae
Source: the annotation of a GenBank genome assembly
UUAUACGACGCUAAGCGCCUAGGCUCGAAGAUUAAUCCAGGAAAACUCCUCAAGAAGGCUCAUAAGUCUUGGGAACAGCUAAAGCGUCAUGAUCCUGAUGUUGAAAUUUCUGACGAAGUGACUGAGCAUCUUCUUGUCAGCAACAGUAGCGCACUGUGCGGGGUGUCCCUUGAAGAGCUGGAAGAGAUCUUCCGACCCUUCGAUGAUAAGGCUUCGUUUGUAUUUUUCCCUUGUAAGAGGUCAUACUCUUUCGUGAGUUUCUCAUCGAAGGAGCGGGCAAGCGCCGCUAGGGAAGCUCUUAACGGCGUAGCGCCUGUACAGCUCAAAGUCUCUCAUCAACCGUUUGUGAUAUCAUAUGUGAAGCAAUGUGAGCGAACAGGGUUACCUUUCAUUUCGUUGGUGCUUCUCCUUCAAAGAUUCUUUUAUUUUCCAGCUGAACCCUUGAAGCAUCGUGAUGUUGUUCAUUAUGGCUAUAAGUUCGACUAUAGUGCUAAUUCUGCUUUUAUCCCUACAAAUCCGAUUCCAGAAGCAGUUAAUCGAUUAAUUGAUAGGAUUAUUGACGAUGGUCUAAUCAAUUUUCGGCUUGAUCAGGUGACAAUCAACGUCUACAAACCCGGGCAAGGCAUCCCUUCGCACUACGAUACACACUCGGCCUUUGAGGAUACCAUCGUAUGUUUGAGCAUGUGCUCCGACAUUGUAAUGGAAUUUAAAGAUGGCGCAAAUUCAUCACGGAUUUGUCCUGUACUACUUAAACGGAGAUCCCUAUGUAUAAUGAAAGGAGAGUCAAGAUACCGUUGGAAGCAUGGGAUCAUAAAUCGAAGGUAUGAUAUCAAUCCGAUUACUCAUCGGGUUAUGCCUCGUGAGUUUCGUGUAUCAAUUACUCUACGAAGAAUACGUCGAGAACCAUGCGAGUGCCAAUUUAAGGAGUAUUGUGACUGGGACAGAGGAGGUGAAAUGGGUGUUCCUUUCGAUGAAAUUUCCGCUCGAAGAGUAGAGAGUCUCUACGUCAACGGAGUGUACGAAUGUAUUGCAUCUCACUUCGAUGAGACAAGGUUCUCAAGUUGGAGGGCCGUAAACAGAUUCAUGAGCGCCGUGCCUCCGUAUUCUGUCGUGUAUGACGUUGGUUGUGGAAAUGGGAAGUAUCUUGCCAAGAGUGAUAAUCUGUUAAAGAUAGGAUGCGACAUGAGUCAGAUGUUAUGUCAGAUUGUUAGUGCUAAAAGAUUUAUGGUUAUUCGGGCAGACGCCCUAUGCUUACCCUUCCGCGAAGGAGCAGAUGCCGUUUUAUCCAUUGCGGUUUUGCAUCAUAUGGCAUCAUUAUCACGAAGGCAAACGGCGAUCCGUGAAAUCCUUAGAGUGCUCAAGCCAGGUGGUAAAGCAUGCAUAUCAGUUUGGGCACUAGACCAAAGCAACUCAGAGUACUCAAAGAUGAGGAGACAUAAGGACUCCUCACUGGGUGAGAAGCAAUCACGUCGACUGAAAAUCCAUGAUGGAAGAGAAUUCAUCCAGCAGGACUUGCUUGUUCCAUGGCAGAUAGAACAUAAAGACGAAACAUAUUUCAGGUAUUACCAUGUAUUUGCGGAAGGAGAAAUAGAGGAACUUAUUCGAUCUGUAGGAGGCUGCCAAAUAGACAGUGUUGAAAAAGAACAGGGUAACUACAUAGCCGUAAUAACAAAGCUUCAAAAGGACUGA